Molecule: messenger RNA, 3308 nt
Organism: Condylostylus longicornis
Lineage: Eukaryota; Metazoa; Arthropoda; Insecta; Diptera; Dolichopodidae
Gene: Pits
Product: interferon regulatory factor 2-binding protein 2-B
Exons: 4
Coding region: 596-2647 (683 amino acids)
Biological process (GO): regulation of transcription by RNA polymerase II
Cellular component (GO): nucleus
Molecular function (GO): transcription corepressor activity
Source: RefSeq, a predicted model, not a curated record
UAAAGUGAAAAAAAAAUUACAUCGGCAAAUUUUUGUAAUGUAAGCGCACAAAUUUUCAUUAAUUUUUAAGGAUCGAAAAAAAAAUUAAAAUUUAUAACUCAAAUUAAAAAAAAAUUAAGGAAAAAUAUAAAAAUAUUUAAAACUAAAGAUCUAUUGUAGUUACACCAUUGCGAAUGUGCUGCAUAAAUUAAGGCAAAAUUAAUUUUUACCAGAAAAUAAAAAAUUCAAAAUACCCCAAGUAAAACUGUUAAAGUUGAAAUUUUUUUUUAAUGUACCCCAAUAAUUCUUAUUUCUUAUUAAAAAGCGGUGAAAUGAAUUUUAAAAAAUAUUUUCAUUUUUACAUUAAAAAAACUUAAAAAAUUAAAAAAAAUUUUUUUUUUGUGGAAAACAAAAUUAACAACAAAAAAAAUAUAUUCAAAUUUUAAAAUAAAAAUUUUAACUGAAAGAAGAAUAAGAAAAAAAAAAUUAAUUUUCAAUAAUUAAUUUUUUUUUUAAUAUAAAAAAAAAAAUUAUUUUUUUGUAUUUUAAAAAAAUAUAACCAAAAAAAAAAGCCGCCAAAAUUGAUCGUGAUACAAGUGCUGGCCGUUUUGUCAAAAUGUCUUUACAGACACGACGGCAACAUUGUUAUUUAUGCGACUUACCUCGCAUGCCAUGGGCAAUGUUAAAUGAAUUUUCAGAGGCUGUAUGCCGUGGAUGUGUUAAUUAUGAAGGACCUGAUCGUAUUGAAUUAGUUUUAGAACAAGCAAGACAACAGAAACGUUUACAUCAAGCUGCAAAACGUUCACAUGAAAAUGGUGAUAUACAACAGCAACAACAAGUUGCUGCAGCUGCUGCUGCUGUUGCUGCACAACAAAGUCAUCGUGUUGUUAGUGCUGCUGCAUUAGGUGCACCAACUGGUACAACAUCACAUCAUCAAACAUAUACAACACAUCGUAUCGGUGGGCCACAAGGUCCAACAUUAAUGGAUUUUACACCAAAAAUGGAACCACAUGAAGCAACAGUAAGACCAGUCAGAAUAUCACAUAUGACACCACAUCAUAAUAUACCAAUGUCAACAAGGCAAAUAGCAUCAGCUGCUGCUGCUGCUGUACAUGGUGGUCAACCAGGUGGUCCAGGUGGUGUUGUUGGUGGACCAUCAGCAGUUGCAUUAUCAGUUAAUUUAAAAAGACCACCACCAGAUGAUGAUGAUCAUACAACUGAUGGUGGUCCAACAUCGGUCGGUUUAAAACGUUCAGCAACUGAAGAAACACCAGUCGGUGGUGUUGGCGGUGUCGGUCGUCCACCGUUAACGCGCGGUGAAUCUCUACCUGCGGUACCGUUUGUACCAGAAAGGCAACCUAGUUUUAAGGACAAACAUCCAGUGAGAGCACCAUCAUUUGAUGCAUCAACAUUUAAGGGUGGCGUUUAUUCAACAAUGCCACUACCACCGAAUACAAUGGGAGAUUCAACCAUAAAUCCUAGUCCCACGUCGCAAAUGCAACGUCCAUCACAACAACAACAACAAUCACAACAGCAAUCACAUCAACAGCAAAUAUCACAUUCUCAUUCAAUAACAUUGCAACAACAGCAACAACAACAUUCGCAGCAUACGCAUGCGCCGCAUUCGCAUUCAUCUUCUCAACAACAACAAUCUCAAUCAAAACAAAAUUCUUCAAUAGUUAAUACACAUCAUAGUAAUUCUUUACAGCAACCUUCAACAGUUUCUAUGACUAUAGCAACAACAACUCAAUCACAAAUAUCAAAAGUUGCAAUGCAACAUUCUCAAACACAACAAUCACAUAAUAAUAAUCAUAAUAAUAAUAAUAAUGUUAUAUCAAAUCAAAUAAAAUCAAAUAGUCAUACGCAAUCUUCUCAACAAUUACAAUCUAUAUCUCAGUCACAAUCACAACAACAUCAACAACCAAAUCCAAUGAUCAAUUUAAUGUCUAUUACAGAAACAUUACCACCAAGUAGCCCAAGAAAUGGUCCAAGUCCACCAGGUCCACCACCACCAAGAACGGCAUCCCGUGGUAGUCAACAUUCUCCCAAUAGUUCAGGAUCAUCAUCAAGUGGAAGAAGAUCAUCUGGUUCCAGGCAUGUAUCAAGUACAACAGUAACCAGUACAGAUGCACAAUCAAAUCCGUCAUCGGUUGGUGUUACUGGCGGUCCACCACAAUCUAUUGGUUCUGCAAAUCCAGUUACUGGUGUUGGAGGUCCUAAUGGUAUAUCUGCACCUGUUGGGCCAACUGGAAAUGUUGGUAAUCCAAAUGUUGCAAAUGGUGCUAAUAAUAAUAAUGCUCCAAAUACUGGUGUACCACAAAACGGACCACCAGAUGGUUCAGUUCCAACAUCUGUUGGUAGCGGUGGAGGUGGUGGUAAUAACGGUCCAACAUCAGCACCAAAUGCAACACUUAAAUGUACCCUAUGUCAAGAAAGAUUAGAAGAUACACAUUUUGUGCAAUGCCCGUCUGUUAAUCAUCAUAAAUUUUGUUUCCCAUGCAGUCGUGAAAGUAUAAAGAGACAAAAUGGUUCUGGAAAUGAAGUAUAUUGUCCAUCUGGUGAAAGAUGUCCAUUAGCAAAUUCAAAUAUACCAUGGGCAUUCAUGCAAGGUGAAAUUGCAACCAUAUUAGGGGAAGAGGUUAAAGUUAAAAAAGAACGAGAAUCUUAAUGACUUUUUUAUUCAAAAAAGUUAGGAAAAUAUUUAAAAUAUGCAAAUGUUAAAUGAUUUAUAAAAUAAAAGCAAACAUUAAAAAAAUUAACACAACAAAAAUUUAGAUAAGAAAACAACAAUCACUUAAAAAACAAAAUGAAUUUGUCACGGAUUUCAUUUUUGUGUCAAAUUGGACUUUGUAAUUCAAUAAAAGGAGAAAAUCAAGCAAAAACUAAGAGUAGAAAAGUGGACGAUAGCAAAAAAAAAAUGGAUAAUUUAAAAUCUUUUGAAAAAUUUAUGUAGAUACAAAAUAAUUAUAAUAUUCAGAAGAAUUUUUUUUUUGUUUUUAUUUUAAAAAUUAAUUACUUACUACUAUGUUUGUCGGAUAUUUUAAGUACAGAGAUAUUUUGUUUAAAUUUUGUUAUCUUAUUAUAAAAAAUGAUUAACAAAAAUUUAAAGUAUGUAGUAUGGAGCUUGCUUGAAACUUUAAACAAAGACACCAAAAAAACAAAAAAAAAAAUUAAUAAAUAAAAUUGAAAUUUUAAAGAAGAAAACAAAAGAUAUUGCAAUUUUAAAAAAUAAAAACACAAAGAAAAUUUAAAAAAAAAAAAACUUUGAAACAAAUUACUAGUUUUUUACUAGUAGUUUAAGAAUUUUUGUUUUUGAAAAUUAAACAAAU